Nerophis lumbriciformis (worm pipefish) is the source of this 1614-nucleotide messenger RNA. Lineage: Eukaryota; Metazoa; Chordata; Actinopteri; Syngnathiformes; Syngnathidae. The record is from RefSeq and is a predicted model, not a curated record.
AUGCUUUUAAAAAAUUCGUGUGUUUUUGUGUUACUCACUGCGUCGUUGACAGUCCCCUCUGCAGUUGGCGAGGUGACAAAAGCCACAGUAUACUGGGACGCCCAACAAAAGUCUCCACUGCUAAAGGCUGGGGUCCUAGAUUUAAAUGGAGACGUGUAUGGCUUCCUGAAUGAUACCCUGUCUAGUACAGGUUGGAGUGUCCUCGAGAUACGAGCUGGAUACGGAGAAACAUCCGAGACAGAUGAGGUCACAUUUUUCUUAGCGGGCUACCUGGAAGGCUUCCUCACUGCCCAACAGAUGAUAGAUCACUACACCAACAUGUACCCUCAGCUCAUCCAUGACCCCACCAUCCUUGGUCCAGUUCAGAACUUCAUGAAGCAACAAGAUUCUUGGACCAGAUUGCAAGUGAAAAACAAUAAGAGUUCGGAUCCUAUGUGGAGACACGUGGGCUUCAUUGUGGCCCAGAUGGACGGCUUGCAAGCUGGAGUUGCAGAAUGGGCCAAGAGACAAGGGAAAAAGCCCCUGUCCCUGUUUGCCGUUCAAUUCCUAAAUGCAGUGGGCGACCUGCUGGAUCUGAUCCCGGCCUUGGUCCCCACCUCGCCGCCACUCAAACACUUGAAACUUCCAGGGAUGGGACACUGCUCAGCACUCAUAACGGUUCUCCCAGGCUUUGAGAACCUCUUCUUUGCCCACUCCAGCUGGUACACAUACGCAGCAACCAUGCGGAUCUACAAACAUUGGGAUUUCCAUAUUGCUGAUCCCAACACAGCCACUGGGAAACUAUCAUUCAGCAGCUACCCUGGUUUUCUGGUGUCCCUGGAUGACUUCUACCUCUUGGGGAGUGGUCUCAUGAUGACCCAGACCACCAACAAUGUCUUCAACGCCUCCCUUUUUAGCAAUAUCAGCCCUAAAAGCCUUCUAGCCUGGCAGAGGGUUCGACUGGCUCACAGUUUGGCUCAUACGGGAGAGGAGUGGGCUAAAAUCUUCUCUCAGUUCAACUCUGGUACUUACAACAACCAGUACAUGGUGCUGGAUAGGAGCAAAGUGAAGCUGGGCCACAGUAUUGCUGACGGAGCUCUCACUGUAGUGGAGCAGAUCCCCGGGUUGGUGGAGCACUCAGACCAGACACAAGUGCUGCGCCGAGGUUACUGGCCAUCCUACAACGUUCCCUUCCACCAGAAGAUCUACAAGUUGAGUGGAUAUGAGCUAAUGUGGCAAGAAUAUGGAGAGGACUUCUCCUAUGAUCUCUGCCCCAGAGCCAAGAUCUUCCGGCGUGACCAAGCUGCUGUCAAGGACUUGGAUUCUUUAAAGCACAUCAUGAGAUUCAAUGACUACAAGAAGGAUCCAUACUCUAAAGGUGACCCCUGCAAGUCCAUCUGUUGUCGAAACGACCUGAAGACAGAAGGAGCUAAACCGGGGGGUUGUUAUGACACUAAGGUCACAGAUUUCCAAAUGGCGGGGGAGUUCCGCGCGGAAGCAGUGAACGGGCCAACGACACAGGAUGGACUCCCACCGUUCACCUGGGAUCAGUUCAGCAACAUCAGCCACCAGGGUUUGCCACUGUACUACAACUUCACCUUUGUCAGGAUGAAGCCUCUCCUCUUCCAGCCUUGA